AUGUCGAACAUGAGAAUCGUUAUUCAAUGUUCAAUUUUUAUCUUUUUAUUCCAUUUUGCAUCAAGUAACAAAGAUGCUGUCACAUGUGGCUCAUCAUUUAAAUUGGUUAAUCAACAAUCUGGAGAUCGACUUCAUUCGCAUGAUGUUAAAUAUGGUUCCGGCAGUGGGCAACAAUCUGUUACUGGUACACCUAAUGCUGAUGAUGUGAAUAGUUAUUGGCAAGUUCGUGGUGAUAUAAGAAGUGAUUGUGAACGAGGAGCUCCGAUCAAAUGUGAUACUGUCAUACGUUUAUAUCAUGUUACUACUCAUCGAAAUUUACAUAGUCACAAUUAUCCUUCGCCAUUAUCAAACAAUCAAGAAGUAUCAGCUUAUGGCGAAGAGGGUGUUGGAGACGAAGGCGAUCGAUGGAAAGCUGUUUGCACCACUAAAAAUGAUUAUUGGUUAAGAAAAGAUCCUAUUCGAUUACAACAUGUUGUUACUGGAAAAUAUCUUCAUUUGAGUGGUGAUACAUAUGGUCGACCCAUUCAUGGUCAAAAAGAAAUCAGUUGUUAUGCAUAUGCCAAUAGUCAAAAUCUUUGGAAAGUUGAUGCCGGUGUUUAUGUACGACAAUCAUCGGAACCAUUGUCAUCAACACGUGAUGAGAACUACAACGCACAAUCAUCAAAAAAUGAUCAUUUCGAUGAUGAACUUUGA
Molecule: messenger RNA, 693 nt
Organism: Rotaria socialis
Lineage: Eukaryota; Metazoa; Rotifera; Eurotatoria; Philodinida; Philodinidae
Source: the annotation of a GenBank genome assembly